Sitodiplosis mosellana (orange wheat blossom midge) is the source of this 6501-nucleotide messenger RNA. RefSeq names its product LIM domain kinase 1 (gene LIMK1). Gene Ontology annotation, molecular function: protein serine/threonine kinase activity; ATP binding; protein binding. Bases 637 to 4320 code for a protein of 1227 amino acids. Gene Ontology annotation, biological process: protein phosphorylation; actin cytoskeleton organization. The transcript has 9 exons. The record is from RefSeq and is a predicted model, not a curated record. Lineage: Eukaryota; Metazoa; Arthropoda; Insecta; Diptera; Cecidomyiidae. Gene Ontology annotation, cellular component: cytoplasm; nucleus.
AUACAUUCAAGAGGCUUACUCAUCGAUGUAUCGAAUGGCAUAACAUCAAAACCAUUCGUGUCGUAAAUAUUUAUGCAUUAAUCACACACAACAGCGAAAACGAUACACACAAACACACAGACAAUCAAGUACCCAUACAAAAAAUUGUUUCAUAUUGAAGCACGUACUGACCUAACAUCAAUGCUGCAUCACAAUCUGACCAUUUCGUUCACAAAAGUCGCAUUUACAUUGUCUUGCGUCUUCGAAGCGAAAAAAUAAUAAAUAAAUUACCAUAUAGAAAUCAUGUCGAAAAGUGUCGGAAUUUCAAAAUAGUGUUUUAAUCAAAUUCAUCGAAAAAGUGCAGUGGAAGAGUGAUGGUAGAAGAAAGAGAAAAUAAAAUAGCAGUCUCAAACGAAGAAAAAAGAAAAUGCAUCUCAGUGGAAAAAUUUGUGGGAAUUGUGUAAAAGAAAGACUGUCAUUAAUCUAAAAAUCGGCUGUUGUCACGGUGGCGACAGUGAGUCGACCGAAUUUUUUGGUUUUUGCUUAUUGUGCUAGCGCUAAUUUGUUGUUUAUAAAAUUGAGUUUGUAGUCAAAGACGCCAGCAAAAGAAAAAAACAUGAACAUUUCGCCGUCUUUUUGGUGGAUGUGCAAUUGAAAAUGGAUCAAAUCAAUCAGAAAUCACAACGAGAAGCGAAAAAAACUUCACCCAAAUUAUUACGAAAUAGCCUCAGCUCGUUGACACAGUGCGCUAGUUGCUUGAACGAUCUUGAUGAUCGGAUCAUUUCGGCGUUGGGACAAAAUUGGCACACAGACUGCUUCCGAUGCUCCGUUUGUGAUGAACAAUUGGCUAAUUGGUACUUUGAGAAGGAUGGAUUGCUUUUUUGCCGAGAUGAUUAUUUGCAGCGAUUUGGCGAAGCAUGUCAACAAUGCUCUGCCUCGAUUAGUGGACCGGCCAUGAUUGUUGGCGAACAUAAAUUCCAUCCAGAAUGCUUUUGCUGCGUUUCGUGCCAGCAGUAUAUCGGAGAUGGUGACUCAUAUGCACUGGUUGAACGGUCGAAACUAUUUUGUGGAAAUUGCUACCGAACCAAAAUCGAUAAGACUUCAGUCAAGUCAAUUGAAUCACCGACAUCGUUGUCGGAUAUUUUAGCACCGUCCUCAUCAUCGCACCAGCCUCAAAAGACGCUUCCGCACUCCAUACGUUUAGUAGAAAUUCCGUGGUCGAACGAAAACAAAGCCGCCCUUCGGCUGUCAAUCGACGACAGUCAAAAUGGCAUCACACCGAUGAUUGCCACCAAACAUAAUGGAAUUCGUAUUUCACAGGUUGAUGUGAGAAGUGACUCUCUGCGUGUGGGCGAUAAAGUGCUCGAAGUGAAUGGCACACCGGUGACGGGAAAGUCUAUCGAAAAUAUUGACGAUCUAAUCAAAAGCAGCAACGAUGUGCUGCAACUGACCAUUGAGCAUGACCCACAUCGAUUAACGAAGUCAAUGUCUGAAGCAACCAUUGUAACAACUCAACCGAUCGCUCUCGAUGUUGAAACCAUUCCAAAAUGUUACAAUGUAUGCUGUAGUCGUUCGCCGUCAGUUCGGGAGCCAUCAACCGGUAAAACCGAACGAAUUUACAUGAAGCAAAAUUCACAGAACGAUGCCAUCCCAAGCAGUCCACAGUCACCUUCCAAUUCAUACGUUUGCGGUACCAAAACUCAGCAGUUAUGCAAAACUAAAGCGUUCAACUUGAAUUGUGUCAUCGGGACGAAUAAUCUACGGAAUCAAAAGGAACGAUGCUCAAGUAUGUCAAAGCUUCUCGAUGAAAAUCACCCGCCAACGGUGGAAUUCUACGAUCUUUCGCGCACGAAAUCGUUUCGCGUGGACACACAAGAGCCGACACAGCGUAUUUUUCGGGCUAGUGAUCUUGUGAUUGGCGAGCUUCUUGGCAAAGGUUUCUUUGGUCAGGUAUUCAAAGUGACUCACAAAAUUACAAAGGAAAUAAUGGUGCUAAAAGAAUUAUAUCGAGUUGAUGAAGAAGCUCAACGAAAUUUCCUAAAGGAAGUAGCGGUGCUUCGAUCGCUAUCUCAUAGCAAUGUACUUCGAUUCAUCGGAGUGUUGUAUCGUGACAAGAAGUUGCAUUUAGUUACGGAAUACGUUCCGGGCGGCUCAUUGAAGGAGCUUAUCCAUAACAAUGACCUAGUGUUGCCGUGGGAUUGUCGUAUUCGAUUUGCCAAAGAUAUCGCUUGCGGAAUGAACUACUUACACUCGAAAAAUAUUAUCCAUCGAGAUUUGAACUCAUUAAAUUGCCUGGUUCGUGAAGAUAAAACGGUAAUUGUAGCCGAUUUUGGACUGGCGCGCAUCAUUAAGUCAGGCAAUUGCAAGAAUAGCAACCGAUUGACAGUGGAUGGAAAUGGAACUGUCAAUAGGAAAUAUAGACAAAGGAGGCAACGGUAUACGGUCGUUGGAAAUCCAUAUUGGAUGGCUCCAGAAAUGAUGAAAAUGAUGAAAUACGAUGAAAAAGUGGACAUUUUCUCCUUUGGCAUCGUCUUAUGUGAGAUCAUUGGCCGAGUUCAUGCUGAUCCAGACUAUUUACCGCGAACAUCUGAUUUUGGCCUGAACCAAAUGGUAUUCCGCGAAAAAUUUUGCGCAGAUAGCCCCGAUUUGUUUUAUAAAAUCGCAUUUUUGUGCUGCGAUUUAAACCCUGAUGCGAGACCCUCCUUCGAAGUGUUGGACGUGUGGCUGGAAAAUUUAGCCAAGCACUUAGCUCAAGGGAGAAAUUUCUCGGCAAAAAUUCGAUACGAUAUUGAAAACUUCAAAGACACUGGAUUCGAGAAAUUGGAUUCGCCACCGUCAGUGAAACCAACCGACACAAGACUGUCAAUGUCUCGAUCGCCGUCGCCUUUAAGUAAAAAGUCUGAUUUUAUUGUAAACAAUAGCAAUGUGACUGAGAUAGAAGCAAUACCAAGCAUGGAUAUCGAUGACAGUGGACCCAGUUCGAUAAUAAUGCCGAUGGCGGAUGUAAGCACGACCAAUGGUAUUAGCUUCAGCAGUCCAAAUAGCAAUAGCAAGCACACGAGUAGCUCAUUUGACAAUAAUCGUAGUCAUAGUAGUAGUUUUAGUGCAAAUGAUAAAACCACUGAUCAAGUGCCAUCUUCGAAUGAAAAUACGCCCAGCGAAUAUUCGCCGUUUAUUCGGGAAAUCCCAAAAUCACCGCAUCUCAGCAAGGACUUCUCGCCGAAUGGGGAGCGAUUGCGGAACAGUCUUCGGUUUCGUCGUCAGGAGAGAUUACAAAAGCAGCGGUCGCUUCGGUCAUUGGCUAAUAUGAUCAGCCAGCAAAGUUCAUGUUCAUGGGACAGUGGCAAUGAAAAUUCAAUCUCAUCGGCAAACACCGAUGAUUUUGACUCGGACCGAGGACCAAAUUACUUCAGUUUCCCAAAGAUACCACUCAGCGAUGCGAAUAAUAUCAAGCAAAUUGGGAAAAAGUCCAAGCCGUACGGUGAAAAGGGUUUCAUUAUCCAUGUGAACGAUGGAUCACUUACGCUGAACGAUGUCAAAGACUUAAACAAUUGUUAUUCUGAUGAUUUUGACUCGAGCUGUGACACCAGUCUCAAUUACAUCGAUACCGACUCGCUCAAUGUGACCAUUGAGUCGGAAAGUAAUCCCCAAUCGAUCGAAGCCAAAUUUAUUUCACCCAAAACGUUGAAAAAUUCAACAUUCGAAGUGGCACUACCCGAAAAUGAUGAAUCUCUCGACGAAAUAAAAUACUCUCUGGACGAAGUACGUGAGAAUUUGAAUAAGUGCAAGUCAAAAUUGGAAGCAUUGGAAAUUUUCGAUGCAAAAAUUGCGAAGAAAACAGCAAAGACCAAGUUGAAACAACCAAAAGUAUCAUUGAAUGACAUGUUUUUCCCUGGCAAAAAUGUGGACCAUUUUGAUUUAGUCGUCACAAAGCCACCAAACAUGUCCGUUUUUACACGAUUGCACCCAGUCUCAUCACCCAUUUUAAAUAGUCGAUCAUCAAACCAAAAAACGAUCAGCGAUCAACAACCGAAAAAAUUCCAAACCAAACGAGGUGUUGACACACAAAAUGGCACCGCAAAUAAAAUGGCCCAAAAGAAUUACUGCAAAAAUACGUUGACAUUCAUUGAGAAAAUUAGCGAUGGCCUAAAUGAUCGCCACCAAAAACCACAGGACAAAAAAAUUGGCAAUAAAAAAGUGAAUAGCUCGACCACACAAGAUAUACUCACAAGAAAACCCCCAGCACCAACAUCACCAAAGAAACUACCGACAACCGUUCGACCCAACGACAAACAAAAGAAACCCAAUCCACAUUCAUCACCCACCCGAAAACGGCUGUAAAAACCGACUCAAUCAUCCUUCGAAUUUUAUUAGAUUUCAUACAUUGUACCUUUUUAAGCAAUACCUCGACACACUCACACUCCUCAGUAGUUGCAUUCCACUUAAUUGAUGAUCUUUUUGAUUUCACUUGUGCGAAUUUAUUGACCCUAAACAUACGUUACUUUUUAAAUGGUGUGCGUUAGUGUAUUGUUCGCUUCCGUUUUAUUCAUGACCCAGUAGAUUUUCUCUCUAAAGACAUUCCACAUCGACAAAAGACAAUAUUUUUUAUAUCGACCCAUUUUAUUGAAGGGCGAAUUAUUGGUAGUUGAAAUUUUUGAAAUGGAUUUUUCUUUCGAAAUGAAAGAUUAUUUGGAUUUUUUUUAUUGAUUGAGUGAAACAAAAAAAUUUUUUCUUUUCAAAGAAGUUUUUAGGAAUUUUUUUGCAUUGGAAAUAAGAUGUUUUAAUAGGCAAUUGUUCAAUUUGAACAAAUAUUCACAUAAUACGACGCUUGAACAUUUUGAAUAGCAAAAGUUAAAAUUUUGAACAUUAGAAAUUUUGCCAAAAUAUUGAGAUUUUAAUUGGAUAAUUUUUUUUGAAAAUUUUGGAAUUUUUAAACAUAAAUUUUCUGCCAAAAAUAUGAGAUUCUUUUUCAAAAUUGUAACAUUCGUUGAAAAUGUUAAAAAAUUCAUUCUACAAUCGGAUAUUUUUUGCUGUAAUUAUAAAUUUUUACAAAAAUGGACAAUUUACUUAAAUAAUUAUACAGUAGAAAAUUAGAAAUUUGUUCAAAAAUUCACAAAGAUUUUUUUCUGCUGCUGAACAGGUCUGAUCUAAGCAGAAUUUGCCGAUUCAGGCGCCUGAAGCAUUAUUUUACCGGAUUCACAGUGAAUGAUUUCCUCUACUAACAGAGAUCUUCUUUAGUGAAAUUACUGAACAACGUGGAAUUUUACUAGCAAUGUGAAAUUGACACUAUUAACGCGUUAAAAUAACGCUUCGAGCGCCUGAGUCAGCUAAGUCAGCUAAUUCAGCUCAGCUCAGACCUAUUUAGCAGCAUAAACAUACUCUCUGAAAAUUUCUAAAUUGAUCAGGAAUAUUUUUUUUUUUUCAAAUAAUUAAAUUUCAUUCUGAAAAUUAACAAUUUCUUCUCAAAAAAAAAAAAAAUUCUAAAUGUUUUGAUAGAAGUAAUUUUCUCUCGAAAAUGUUGUAAAAUUAAUUGAAGUAGUGGUUCCAUUGAGCAAUUUGCAAUAAUUCAAAAUACACUCAAUUCCAAAAUCAAAAGGUUCCGUUCCAAUACCUACAAAAAAAAUCUGUAUUCCAAAAAUAAGUUGCACCAAAUCAAAUUUACAUUCGCACUGCCUAAUACAACUAAAGCCUGAGCUCUCAUUUAACAUGCAAUUCAAUUUAAUCUCAACAUCAAUUGCGUUGGCAUGUCCAGCGUUACUAACACCGCAAAUUCUUAAUUAUAUUCUAGGCGAUACGUCUGGCGAUCAGUUCACCGCCCACCUACUAACCAAUCGAAGAGCAUUUUGAGGCUGUUCUGAAAUGUUUGUCACAAAUCACGAAAUGCCAUAAAUUUCAAACAAAAUCAACUUUUCCUUAUUCAAAUAAGUUUUCUCGCUAAAAAUUAAUUUGGUUAACAUAAACAAUUUUGCUGAAUUUGUCUAAUCAAGUGCGUUUCCUUCUUGUAUUAAUUGUUAAAUUCUUUUACUAAUCUGUGAUAAUUGCGAUAAGGUCAAAAUACAGAAGUUGUGUUUUAGGUCCUGAUUUAAGUGUAUAUUUUCUCAAUUAGCCAAUUUGUUUCUGGUAGAUAAACUAACUGCGGCGAGCGUUUUAAGUUCCACAUCUAUCUGUAUACGUAAAAUGUUUAUUUUGAGGAGGACAACCGUUCGAAUUUCAAUGAAUAAGGCUCCAAUGGUCAAUAGAAAAAUGUCUCUAGUUUUAUAAUGACUGACGAGAAUAUUUUCGGAAACAAAAACUAUUUUUUGUGCAAAAAUUUUUGUGAAGAAAAAAAAAUUUAUUUUUUAAUGAGAUAAUCACACUUAAUCCAACUACAAAUAACCAAAAAAAUACUUUAUAACAAUUCAAAUUAUUUAAUCACCGCUUGUCCAGUUCGAGUUCGUUGAAAUUAUUCAUCUUGACAAUUAACAUUGUUAUAUACGUAAUAUUCCAAAUAAAUGUGCUCAAUUGCCUCAUGUCUAUAAUUGA